AUGGGUAAAAAAAAUUCGAGAUAUUUAAAUAGAAUAUAUCAAAAGCCAUUACCUAUUGUUUUAGCCAGCGAAAAAUAUGGUAUCGACUUAAGGGUAAAUAGACAAAGUGUAAGUGUCUUUUCGUGGAUUUUGUAUUUAUUCAAGUUUUUCAAAUGCUAUUUAUUGCUGCUUCGAGACACUUGCUGUCAAGAGGAUUUGGUUGAGGUCUUGGUAGAAGAUGGCGUAUUUAAAGUCGUCAAUGAGGCUUUUAUGACCAGAUUAUGGAGACUGGGCUUUUUUGGUAAAGGUAUUCUUUCGCGAUCUGAACCAACCUGGAAAGAGAGAACCAUUUCAAGGUUGAAUUUGGAGGAUAGUACCUUCCAAAAGAGGAAUCUUGCAAUGGAAGAUAUAACUAAAGUUCGAAGAACUGAGCGAAUUGAGUUUAAAAAGAAGAGACAAAGAUUGCAAGAUUUGCAAUUGAAGGAGAAACAAAAUACGAUUGAGGAAGCGGAGUUGGAGGAGAUGAAGCGGUUGGAUGAGAGUUUGGUUGAGUUUAGAAAGAGAGUUGGUAUUGUUGUGGGGGAGGAGGAAAAGGAAAAGGAAAAGGAUGAAGAGCCAUUAGAUGCGGAUGUCAGAAAAGAAGACAAGUUUGUUAUUGACACUCAAGGAAAACUCGUUCAAUUGGAGUUUUUACAACUUCAAGCGGUUGAAGUGUUUUUCUUGAAAUUUGCAUUAAACAUUGUUAGUGUGGUUGAUGAUAUAAAAGCAAUGAGUUUACAAGAAUUAUUUCAGUACUGUUGUCGGUUAUAUGCUGGGAAUAACAAGAUUUGUGCUAAUAAUAAAUUCAUUAUUAAUUAUAUUGUAUAUCAUUAUUUUAGGAGCAAAGGGUGGUGUGUUAGGUCUGGUGUUAAGUUUGGGACUGACUAUUUAUUGUACAAGAGAGGUCCGCCAUUUUCACAUGCCGAAUUCUGUAUACAGAUAUUGGAAGAUGAAAAAAGUAUGGGAGAUGAGAGUGUGGGAGAUGAGAGUGUGGGAGAUUUUGAGGGGAGGAUGAGUUGCGAGAGGAGUGUGGGUAUGGUGGAUUGGUUUCAAAUGAGUGCAGGGGCUAGAGUAGUUGGCGGAGUAAAGAAAAGUUUUGUACAUAUUUAUGUUGAGCCACCGAGUCAAUUUGAGUUUGAUGAGAUUAUUAGUAAUGGUAACGAUGGUGUAGAUGAUGGCCUAGUAAUAAAGAAAUUAUUUGGUAGAUAUAGGGUAUCAGAAAUUUUGUAUAAAAGGUGGAAUCCUAGCCGGUCUAGAGACUAA
Lodderomyces oxycetoniae is the source of this 1281-nucleotide messenger RNA. It is a transcript of the gene SEN2, whose product is annotated as tRNA splicing endonuclease subunit. Gene Ontology annotation, molecular function: tRNA-intron lyase activity; nucleic acid binding. The transcript has a single exon. Lineage: Eukaryota; Fungi; Ascomycota; Pichiomycetes; Serinales; Debaryomycetaceae. Bases 1 to 1281 code for a protein of 426 amino acids. Gene Ontology annotation, cellular component: tRNA-intron endonuclease complex. The record is from RefSeq and is a predicted model, not a curated record. Gene Ontology annotation, biological process: tRNA-type intron splice site recognition and cleavage; tRNA splicing, via endonucleolytic cleavage and ligation.